CUUUUCGCCGCGCCGGCGCAGUUCGCUUGCUGAUUAUGGCUACGGUGCUGUCCAGAGCGCUGAAGCUGCCAGGGAAAAAGUCCCAUGAUCCCCGAGAAUAUGACCCCCUCACACAGGCCGACAGUGACGAAAGUGAAGAUGAUCUUGUCAUCAACAUCCAGCAGAAUGGAGUCCAGAACGGGAAAAGCAAUCGUGCAUCAUCUCAUGACCCAGACUCUGAUGCUGAAGGAGUCUCUAAGAGAGUUCAGCAGAGACCAGUGGACAGUAAACUUGAUGGAUUGUCUACACCAAGUGGACUAGAUCCAGAGCUUAAGGCAACUAACUCUGUUUUGUCAUAUGUGCGAACAACAGUGUUCAUUCUCACAGUGGUUAUUUGUAUGAUCAUGGUACUUGUCUGUGCAUUUCUCAUCCCUUGUCCUUUCAGCGGCCAGCAUAAUUUUUGGACACUUAAUGUGGGAGAGGAAACAGGUGUCCUUUCUCCACUUGAGCUGUUUGAUGUGAACAAGGAUGGUGUUCCAGACAUCUUAAUGUCUUUUUUAUCAUCUGAAACCAACGUAACUAUAGACAAGUCGAGACGUCAGUUGUUAGUAGCAGCCAUUUCAGGUAUUAAUAGCAGCAUUCUAUGGAAUGCUCACCUGCCAGAGGAUAUUCGCAGCAUUCAGUGUGGGAAAUUGACUCUUGGACCAGAGCAGAACGACACAUGUCUCUUAACGGGGACCUCCAAACUUCUUCAAGUGAUCAGUGCUUCUACAGGAAAAACUUUGUGGACAAUGAGUCCAAGUCAUGUUUCUAGCGGAACCAUGGCAGCACCUGCGGUUAUACUGCCAGACCUGGAUAAUGAUAACACCAAUGACUUGCUGGUGCUCACCAUAGGCGAGACCCAGCCAGACCUUGGUUUCCUUCUUGUGUCUGGACGCACGGGCAAACCAUUGGGUGUAAUGGUAAAAUAUGGCAUCAUGGGAUACGGCAGACUUUUGGGACCACAAGCCCACUACACUAGCCAGGGAGCCAUUUACAUUCUUUUUGGACUGGGGAAGGUUCAGGCAGUCUCUUUAAGAGAUAUUUAUGCUCAGGCAAAUAAUCGUGAUAGUUUCCCAAGCAUCUUGCAGAAAAACGAGCCAGAUUGGGAGAAGAGACGAACUGUUAACCUUUCCAAGUUGAUUAAUGUUUACAGUGCUGAGGUGGAGUCCCUGCAGACCAUACCCAUUUCUGGAAGCAACUGCAGCGACUUGCUUAUUACUACGAAAAAUGGCUUGUCAUUGCUGCGAGGUCAAGAUUUAGAUCAAAGGUGGAGUCUCAACCUUAGCAACAUCAGUAGUCUGCCUCAACCUGGAUACUUUAACAAUGAUGAAAAUCUAGAUUUUCUCCUGCAGGUCCAGAGCAAUCAUGUGAAAAAGAUCAUUGUAGUAGAUGGCACUUCGGGUGAAUUUCUUUGGGAAAGUGAAGUCUCUUGGAAUCAGCAAGAAGCUCAGGCUGCGUCUGUUCUGACCCCUGAAAGAAAAUCUGUUUUCCUUUUCUGGGGAGAGGGAAGUCCUGCUUCUAAUGGCUCUGUUCUUCAUACAAAAACCAACCCUCAAUGGAAAAGACAUCUCUAUCUGUUGCAUCCAAUGUACCCUGGUGUUUUACUGGAUCUCUACAAUGUUUCCACAACUAUCAUAGCCUCAGCUGUUGGCAUUAAGGAGCUGGAAAAGGACGCCUUUUUUACCAUCUUGACAGCAGAUCAGGAGGUUGGGACAUCAGACAAGCUUGCACAGGAUCUUGUAGUCCACAAGCUCAACAUGAGAUGGGCUCUAUCUCACAGUCGAGCUAUAUCCCUAGGGAGUGCAACAAUGAGGCCUAAAGUAGAAGAUGUGAAAAAGAUUCUUGGUAGAUUGAAGUUCAGCAAUAUUCCACAGAUGCUCUAGUCUCAUCGGAAAUGUAGGACCAGUGCAGGACAACUUACUAUAUGAGGCUCUGCUGUUACCAAGUUUACUAUAUCCCACUGCCUGCGUUGUAUUGACUCAUACAGUGAACCAGUCUAAACACAACUUUUUGGGCUGAAAGGCCUGUGUGCUAUUAUGUUUGAGUAUGAUUUUGUUCAGUGUUUUGACACUCAGCUGUAUGUUGCAUAUUUAUGUACUGCUGAGCUUUUUUUAAAUUGUAGAUUUUCCUUUUUUGCAUAUUUCCUAUGACAGAUAUGAUGUUUUUUUUAAGAAAUUGGCAUCCCGUUCACUACAGUGGGACUAAAAUCAUCCCUAGCAAUAGGAUAACUGUUGCUGUUUUUUGUAUUUCAUAGUUACUAACUGCAUUUAGGUAUAUUGGUUUUAUUUAUUUAAUGUUUUUUAGUCCAUACAUGAAAAUAGUUUAACUAGUGGCAUGGUGUAUUUAUUUUUUAGAUAAAUUAAAACCAUGUGGAUUGUGUAAAUACCCAGAAUUCCUCUUAGUAUUAAUGUUUUUACAUAAUGCCGCAGCUUAAAACCUGAAGAUGUCACUGAAAUUAAACCAAUUUUCUGCUUUGUAAACUUCCUCUUAGAUUCUCUCAGAAUCAUUCAUAAUUUUGUAUGAACAUAAUUGCAAAUUAGUCUCCACUUCUAAUAGUCUGUGCAGUUAUUAUCCUAAUGAAUGCGGAAUAAUGCAGAGAUCACCUCUAUGCAGUUCAGAGCCCUUAUCUCGGGCUGAACAGCUAUGUACAAGUCCCAGUCUGGGGGGGGAGGGAGGAGGGGGUGCUUAAAAUAUACAGAUAAGCCUAUGACAAGGCCACUUUAACUUACCCUACCAUAAAAAUGUCAUGUAAUUAGUAAGACGUUUAACAUUAAAUCAUGUAUUAAGGGAGAAGAAUUACAUUUUGGGGUUCGGACACAUUUAUAAACCAUAUGGUUUAUUAUGAUGUCUCCAGAACCUCUCAAUGGCAUUAUGUCCCCAUUAUACAUGGGUUACCAUAAGAUCUCUAUUUCUCUCUUUUGCACAUAGGAAUAAGAUUUUUAAGAUAUUCCGUCUGGAUACUUUUUUUUUUUUACCCCCGAGUGCUAGAAACGUGUCUAAAACAUUGCAGUGCAAGUGCUUUUGGCACACCUGUAGCAAUCAAAGGGUUAAAGUAUGCUACAUUACCAAAUCCGUACCCUGUUCAUUAUUUUUCAGUGUUCUUGAUUUUAAUAUUUUCAAUAAAUGUGAGACUGAUCUCUAAUGUUAGAGAUCUAAAAGCUAUAUUCAUAUCCCAAUGCUGGAUGCAAUGGUACCUCCCAUGACUCCAAACUGAAUUGCCCUCACUAGCAUUUCGAAUACAAUGUUAAUAUGUAGAUAGUGAUGUUUGGGUGAAAAAAAAAAAAAAUUGUAGCUACUAAAUUGCUUUUCUAUUUUUUUAGUAGUGUUUAAAAAGUAGUCUCUCCAUUAAAUGGGUUGCCUGUUACCUUUAUUAGUACCCAUACUACUUCUACUAUAGGUCUUAUUUCGGUUGUUGACAAAAGCCUGGCUGCAGCAUGGUAUUUUUUUGCUGGGGCACUUUGCAUGUUAAUUAUCACUCGUCUUCUUCUUGCUAAUGUUUAACCAUCUAUGUAGACUAAGCAUGAACCUGCCGUUCUCGUAGACUUGCUUAAGUACCCUGAAUUGGCAGUUUUUGUCAGACAUGAUGCCAACUGGUAUGUAAUGCACCCAGCCUCAUGCUGCCAACAGGUUCUUAGGCAGGCUCUGACAACUGUUACUCUUGGACAUUACCACUACUGAUUAUAUAAAUAACGUAUGAAGCAACUGUGUCUUAACAUUAUGCUUAGCUUUAAUAUAUUUAUAACAAUUUAGGUGUUCGCUUAUUUCUGAUAACUUCCACUCACCUUAAUUGGCUAUAAAGCCAUAGUGUUUCUCAUUCCCCCCAUCUCACAAUACUUAUGUAAUUAAUGAUUCCUGUCUUCCAUAACACAUGUGGAUGGCAAGAUCAGCCUCACAUUUAAUCUGUACCUUAUUUGAAGGCGCCCGUUGCAGUAAAUGGGAUGACUAAGUGUAUAGUGGUUGUCCCUCAAAACGUGGCACAGCAUUCCACAUUUUUUUUAGUAUAUUGUGGCAGCAAGGUACAAAUGGUGAGAUGUUGUGCUCAUCACUUGCAGUGGCCAUGUUUGUAGUCAGCAUACAGUUAAAGGCCAUCAUACUAAUUAAUUUUAUUUGUUUCAAUUAAACCUUUGCGUUUGCUAGCGAUUUGUCUAGUUCAAUGUAUAAAUGGAAUUGUAUUAUCUAUAAAGUGCCCACAGUGUCAUUUUUGCAUAUACAAAUUAGAAACUUUUGUUUUGUUUUAUUGAGUAAUGUAAUGUUUAAUUUGUUAAAUCUGACCCUGGUGGUACCUUGUAUGACUUUUAUGACCUAGCACAAUACAUUUACAAAUGAGGAAUGUUUUAGAAUAACCCAUCUGGAUACAACCAUUGUAUAUUUCUAAUGUAGAGGCUACACUGCAUAGGAACUAUCAUGUUUAUGGGAGUCUGUAUAUAUAGAUUUGUACAGUAGGACUUAAAGCAGAAAUUGUAUUUAUUGUAUAGAUGGAGAUGCUUGUUUACAGUAUUGUGCUUUAUUUAGGUGUGAAAGAGAAUAAAUGCAUUGUUUAAUUUUAAGAAUGUAUUAAGUAUUUGUCUAAGUCACUUUAUUUAAAGGUAUGUUCACUCUUAUGAUGUAGCUGCUAUUUUAAAAGAAUUAAA
Molecule: messenger RNA, 4652 nt
Organism: Pelobates fuscus (common spadefoot toad)
Lineage: Eukaryota; Metazoa; Chordata; Amphibia; Anura; Pelobatidae
Gene: FAM234B
Product: family with sequence similarity 234 member B
Exons: 13
Coding region: 36-1904 (622 amino acids)
Source: RefSeq, a predicted model, not a curated record